GUGGCCAGGACCAGAUCGUCGACGCGCGGGAGGUGAUGAAGUACCUCACGGGCACCGAGGAUGUGACACUUCGGUGGAGCAAGGACGGCCUGGAGGUGCUGUAUUAUCCGGACCUGGACCAUUCGAAUCAGUUCAACUCCAAGGAGUGUAGACGGCCCAUGGUCGAGGUGUUGUCGAGGUUCGUGAAUAAUGGGCGCGUGAUAGAGGAGCGAUCGAAGCUGAAGGAGGCGUAAUUCCGAAACCACUAC
Molecule: messenger RNA, 248 nt
Organism: Fomitopsis serialis
Lineage: Eukaryota; Fungi; Basidiomycota; Agaricomycetes; Polyporales; Fomitopsidaceae
Exons: 1
Coding region: 36-233 (65 amino acids)
Source: RefSeq, a predicted model, not a curated record